AUGCUCGGAUGGCUCAGCUACUGCUGCCGCAGUAGAGGUCGCACCCUGCUUCUGCUCGCCGUUGUCUCGGUGACCUUCUUCGUCUUUCAGGUGCAGCAAGCCGAGUUGUUCGGGCAGGCCGCUUCUGUCAACAGCCAGCGCCCACGCAAAGACCGUCUGCUUCGAAGUUCGCCAGAUGCUACUGCGCCGAACACUGUGCCGGAUGCAAACACGUUGAGCACCACCUUGCACAACACUGUCGACACUACUGUGCACACCGCAUCAGACGUUACCUUGGACACUACCUUGGAUACAACCUUGGACCCCCUAGUGGGUCCAGCUUGUGAUGGCGAGCUCUCCCGCUUUAUCAAGCAGGGAUUCCAUCUGCCAGUGCUGUUGUUGGCACACCGCCGAGCUGAGCGGCUGCUGGAAACCCUGACAAGCUUGGCUGCCGUGCGCGGCUUCUCCGCUGACGAGAUUCUCAUCUCCCAGGAUGGCAGCGACGAAGAGGUGGCCAAGACAGUUGAUGCAAGGAACCUUUCGCGGGUCACACACGAUGCCAAGCUGCGUGGGACGAGCGACUGGAAAUCUGCAGCCCUCAGGAUUGCAAGGCACUAUCGGUGGAGCAUUGAUGCUGCGUUCAAGCACUUCAAUACAACUCCUGGCAUCAUCAUUGUGGAGGACGACCUGCGAUUCGCACCCGACUUUUUAGAGUACUUCCAGGCGGUUGCUCCCGUGCUGGAUUGCGACAGCAGCCUUUGGAUCGUGUCUGCCUGGAAUGACAACGGAUUUGAUCACCUCGUGGGAGAGGCCAAGCGGCUGCUUCGCACGCACUUCCUGCCUGGCUUAGGUUGGCUGAUGCUCCGCCGGCUUUGGAAAGAGCUGCAACCAUCAUGGCCGGAUGUUGAGGAGAGGCGACGGGAGGCGCAGAUGAACAAUUGGGACCAUUGGCUUCGGAGUCCACAACAGCAUCAAGGUCGGUCUGUCCUCUAUCCGCAAGUGCCCCGCGUGUAUCACCAUGGCAGCCUGGGCACAUUCAUGAACUUGGAUACGCAUCGGCAGUACUUCCAGCAUAUCUUCUACAACCAGGACCCCAAGAUCACAUGGCAGCGACCCACGGCCGACAGACCUUGGCUGGAUGCGGCUGUUGCAGAUGCUCGACGCGAACCGUAUGAGGCGCGGAUCAUGCAGCAACUUCGACACGCAGAAACGCCGCGAUCAACGUCAGCCCUUGUUGAGGCCCUGGCAUCGGGGAAGGCGGCCGCGCUGGCCGUUUGGAUCAACAUCAGCCCUGAAGAUGUCAAGAAAAAAAGCGGUGCAAAGGAGGGGUUCUCGAGCGUGGCCAAGUUCUUCGGGCUUUGGCAUGAGGGCCAACGCGCUGCGCACCGCGGUCUACACGAGUUGUGGUGGGGGAGGACGCAUGUUUUCCUGGUGAACGUGCACCCGAAGGUGGGCUACAUUGAAGGCUCCUGGCGAGCCGAUGGGCGUUGCGCUUCCACCACUGAUGCUUUCAGCCUCUUUGCAUCGUGCAACCCGGCGAGUAAGACUCCCUGCUGCUCCCCUGUCGGCCGGUGUGAGGGCCAGCCAUCGCACUGCGGAUGCUCACGUUGCUUGGACACGAGGAAGAUGGUCCCGAGCUAUGGGCACCUGCUUCCUGCUGAGUUGAAGCCCUUCGUCGCCCAGGAUUUUGCCGCCCUGGCCCCACCGCGGCGUGUGACUACCCGACUGGGCCAAGGUGGAUGA
Messenger RNA from Symbiodinium natans, 1722 nucleotides. Lineage: Eukaryota; Dinophyceae; Suessiales; Symbiodiniaceae. The record is from the annotation of a GenBank genome assembly.